This is a messenger RNA of Sabethes cyaneus, 1590 nucleotides long. Its product is annotated as probable cytochrome P450 9f2. Gene Ontology annotation, molecular function: heme binding; monooxygenase activity; iron ion binding. Lineage: Eukaryota; Metazoa; Arthropoda; Insecta; Diptera; Culicidae. The coding region runs from base 1 to 1590 and encodes 529 amino acids. The record is from RefSeq and is a predicted model, not a curated record. The transcript has 2 exons.
AUGGAAGUAAAUUUGCUCUAUCUGACAGUGCUGAUUUCAAUUCUUGCCUAUGUUUAUCGUUGUAUAACGGAAAACAAAAACUAUUUCCGCGACAAACCAAUUCCUUCGCUCGACGUAAAACCAAUUGUGGGAUCAACAGCGCCGCUGCUGCUCAAGCAGGUCACUUUUCAGGAUUUCAUUCACUCCAUAUACAAUAAAUUUCCCAAUGCAAAGGUCUUUGGAAUGUUCGACACCACAACCCCAAUAUACGUCAUUCGUGAUCCGGAACUGAUUAAGCGAAUCUGUGUGAAAGAUUUUGACCAUUUCGUGGAUCACCGACCGGCGUUCGGGAACAGCGAUGAGAUCGCCAAUCCGCAAGGGCUUUUCACAAAUUCCCUGUUCGUCCUGAAAGGACAGCGUUGGCGCCAUAUGCGAGCAACGGUUAGUCCAGCUUUUACCGGUAGUAAGCUGCGAUGGAUGCUUCCACUGAUGGAGGAGUGCAUCGAGGCGAUGGUUCGACACUUGAGAACGGAGCUGAAACGGACGGGUUCCAUAGAGGUGGAAGUGAAGGACGUUCUGUCGCGGCUAGCAAUGGACGUGAUUGCUUCCUGUGCCUUUGGGGUUAAAGUGAAUUGUUUUGAAGAUCCUGAGAAUGAAUUUUUGCGGCAUGCCAGUAAAAUGAUGGUUUUCGGUAGGCCGAUUGUUUUGUUGAAAAUGAUGAUCUUCCGGUGGUUUCCUACUUUUGCCCGACUGUUGGGUAUCGAUAUGAUCGAUAAGGAACAGGCGAGGUACUUUUCCGAACUCAUUAAAGAUAUGGUAAAAACACGUGAGAGUAAAGGGAUUGUCCGACACGAUAUGAUCGAUUUGCUGCUGCGAGUCAGAAGAGAAGCGUUGCAACAACAUCAGGACAGGGAAGUUCGAGAGAACUCGGAGAAGGGUAAAGUUCAACUGCCGAAAAUGAUAACCGAAACUGAAAUGAUUGCCGAAUGUAUGAUGUUUUUGUUCGGUGGAUUCGAUACGGUGGCAACGGCUAGCACUUUUCUUAUUUAUGAACUGAUUCGGAAUCCCGAAAUUCAAGAAAAACUGUACGAAGAAAUCUUGGAAACGGAAAAGUCUCUGAAUGGCAAACCUCUAACGUAUGAAACGCUGCAAAGUAUGAAAUACAUGGACAUGGUCGUAUCAGAAUCACUUCGCAUGUGGCCGUUAGCACCGGCAAUCGAUCGGAUCUGUGUUCAAGAUUACGUGGUGGAUGACGGCGUAGGUCCCCGGUUCACCAUAGACAAGGGAACGUGCAUUUGGCUUCCUGCUCAAGGAUUGCAUCACGAUCCGCAGUACUUUCCCGAUCCCGAACGCUUCGAUCCGGAGAGAUUCAGCGAUGCCAAAAAAGCCGAAAUCAAUUUGGAUGCCUAUCUACCGUUCGGUAUAGGUCCGAGACAUUGCAUUGGACUGCGGUUUGCCCUGAUGGAGCUCAAAGCGUUCAUCUAUCAUUUGUUGCUGAAUUUCUCCUUCCAACGGAGCGGCAAAACCAAGAUUCCGAUUGAGCUUAAGAAGGGAUUCAUCGGGCUUACGAUUGAAAUAGAAAUGUUUGUUCAGUUACAGUUGCGAAAAUGA